Molecule: messenger RNA, 630 nt
Organism: Gongylonema pulchrum
Lineage: Eukaryota; Metazoa; Nematoda; Chromadorea; Rhabditida; Gongylonematidae
Source: the annotation of a GenBank genome assembly
AUGCCAAGAGGAGGUCGUGCAGGCGGACGAAGCGGGGGCUCGUCCUCCGGUGUACGAGCAGUGGCAAAUGCUCUGGGCAUUGCUCGGAAUGAGAUGCCAGUCUCACAAACAGCUCUACCGCUCGACAAAUCAGACGAGUUGCAGUACAUGGCCGAAUUGCGACAAGAAUUACUCACACGUUUUCAGGAUUCUUCGUUUUUUCUUGAAGCCAGGGAACCCAGUUGUGAAUUUCGGCGCUACACCGAUAAAUAUCGAGUAAUCGAAAAAGAGAAAUUUUUUCCAGGUGGCUGGGAAUGCCUUCCGGAUGAGCUGUGUCCAAAACGAAUAAAAAGAGGUGAACCACAGCUAAAGAAACGAAAAGCGAUGGACGGGGGCGAUGACGAUGUGUCCAAAAAACUGUCUAAGUUGGAGGAAAAUGAGAACAACACUGACCAAGAAACUGGUAUGCAAGGAGAGGCCGCCGACGACAGUGAGGAAGAAAGUGAAAAAGACGAAAUUAACAACGAAAAUGAGCAGGUUAAUUACUCUCUGUUUUUGUCAGGUAGUGAAAAAAUCCCAGUGAUAUUUUUUUUUCGAUUUGCUUAUUUACCGUUUAAUGUUCUUUUUAACUUUUUAUGCGUUUCGUGUUGA